UGAGAAAAGUAGAAAAAUGAACUCUAAGAGUUUCUUUCAACUCUUUUUCAGAAUUUAAAGAAAUCAGCGUGAAGUCCGAGGAAAAGAUGGAUGACCAGCGCAGACUGCUGGGUUUCAGCCGGAUACCGAAGAUCAUCUUACACCGGAUAGAUUUCCCACAAUGCUGUGUGUACAAAGUGGAGGAGGUUCUCAAAGAAACAGAACCACAGAGGAACCAACUCAUCUCUCAUGGCGAGUCAAAAGGUCAGAACCAGGAUCAGGAAGGAAGAGAGGAAGAACGGGACCAGAAAGAGGAGCGUCACAGAGCCAAACAACAAAAACGCACAACUAACAGCUCAAAGCAAAAACAGCACAAGAAAGCUCACUCAUUGCAAAAAUUAUAUUCUUGUAAAAUUUGUAAUAAAACCUUUACUCAAUCGUGUAUGACCUGCGGACUUGCUCAAAAAGGUCAGUUACAAGUUAGCAUGACAACUCGCACAGGUGAGAGGCCUUUCUCAUGCGAGACCUGUGGAAAGUGUUUCUCUCGAAAAGAUAAUUUAAACAUUCAUAUGAAAGUUCACACAGGUGAGAAGCCUUUCUCAUGUGGGACAUGCGAAAAAAGCUUCAGGGUGAAAUCACAAUUACAUGAUCACAUGUUGAUUCAUACAGGUAAGAAGCCUUUCUUAUGUGGGACCUGUGGAAAGAGUUACAGAAGGAAAAGUCGUUUAACUCAUCACAUGGGGACUCACUUGGAUGAGAAGCCUUAGACCCGAAACACCUCAAAUUCAUGUUGGCUUCCAAUUCUGUGGAAAAUCUGGUCGGAUGAUGUUCAUCAACUAGAAAACGUUAAAGUCAACAGGCUUUGCAGGCAGCUAGUGAUUCACUGAAACAGCGUCUUUAAAUGUCUGGCAAAGAUAGACCUGAGGUUUAUUUUUGUUUUUUUUGUUUUACUUCUCAGUCGUAUUUGUCUUAAGAUCCCCAUCGGUAUUCCAUUAGAUACUGAAGUUAAAGAGGGCCACACAUUCAGCAGGGUUCAUUUCUGCGGGUUUCAGUUUUCAUGGAGUUCUGUACCAUGUAGGAUAAUUGAGUUUAUCUU
Molecule: messenger RNA, 1075 nt
Organism: Poecilia latipinna (sailfin molly)
Lineage: Eukaryota; Metazoa; Chordata; Actinopteri; Cyprinodontiformes; Poeciliidae
Product: gastrula zinc finger protein XlCGF49.1-like
Exons: 3
Coding region: 87-746 (219 amino acids)
Biological process (GO): regulation of transcription by RNA polymerase II
Cellular component (GO): nucleus
Molecular function (GO): DNA-binding transcription factor activity, RNA polymerase II-specific
Source: RefSeq, a predicted model, not a curated record